Haliotis rufescens (red abalone) is the source of this 4582-nucleotide messenger RNA. RefSeq lists its product as uncharacterized. The record is from RefSeq and is a predicted model, not a curated record. Gene Ontology annotation, biological process: protection from non-homologous end joining at telomere. NCBI's taxonomy places the organism in Eukaryota, Metazoa, Mollusca, Gastropoda, Lepetellida, Haliotidae. The transcript is spliced from 13 exons. Bases 1 to 1731 code for a protein of 576 amino acids. Gene Ontology annotation, cellular component: chromosome, telomeric region; nucleus. Gene Ontology annotation, molecular function: telomeric repeat DNA binding.
AUGGCGGCUUCCCUAAACUCGCGGGAAGAUCAAGAGACUAUCGAGUCAACAGUAAACGAAUGGCUUCUUGAUUUUGCUUGUUACACGGCAUGGAAAGAAUUUAGGGAAAAAAGAGCCGUAGAUGCAUUUUCAACUCGAGAUUUGAUUCAAGGAGUACUGUGCCGCCCAAUAAAGAAUUCUUCUGUGAAGAAGAGUCGAGUCCAGCUGCUGCUGAUACUGUGCAAGUUGUCUGAUGGAGAGGACUACGAUGCCCGGUACACAAGCAACUCCAACCUGACUGUCUUGGAGGAGGUGCUGGCGUCCUUUGACUCCAUCAUCAAAGGCUACGACAUGUCCACCAACAUCAGAAAGCAGGCUCCCAAAAAACGUGUCGCCAUCAUGAUGCAGGCAGUGUAUGUUUGCUGCCGAGCUGGAGACUUUGAUUUGGCCAAGGAAGUGUUUAACAGGCAGUGGUGUGACCUUGAUGAAACUGAAAAGGCCAAGAAGUCGGUCGUACAGACUGUGCUUAAGUCCAAAAACUCAAAACACAAAGACCUUGUGAAAGAGACAUACAGGUCCUUCCUGGACGUUAUGGAAGAGUUCCUACAUCUAGUCAUUGACACAAUUGAACACAUCGAAGAACCGUUUUUAUUGAAGCUUGCCAAGGCCUAUGUCGGAACAGAUAGACGAGACAACAACAAUCAAACACCCAGGAAAAGAAGGAAAGUGAAUCUGCAAGACAUCAAGACAAUAUCGGCCCUUGAAGGCAUUCCUAUAGUCAAUGAAAGCAUCCCCCUCUCACCCAACCAGAGGGAUCAGUUCAACAAGAAGCUGGGCAGAUACAGGAGCAAGACUGUGAACGGCAUCGUAACAGCAGCGCUACAGGACACGAACAACUCCAACAUGGACUACGAGUCUGAGGUGGACAUGUCUGUUGAAGAUGAUGGUGACUUACAAGAGACAACCAGAGACAGUCCAAGACGUUCAAGUGCCUCAAGAAGCCCAAGAAGUGAUCAUAACACUAAACACAAGAGUAAAAGCCCUUCAGAUACAAAAAAACUAUUACUUUCAACACAAAAAGCAAGAAAACGACUUGCAAAGACAACAGAGUCCCUAAGGAAGACCGUGCGGGAUGUGCAAGCUGUUUCCUCAUCUCCAAAGUCAAAUGACAGCAGCAAGAGGAAAGGGAGUGGGAAAUCCUCUGAGUCCGGGCAAUCUGGAGAGGGAACUCCACGAUCACGAACGAGCAACAGAGACCGAUCCCGAAACAGUGACGGGGCCAACCGAUUACGGCAUGGAUCUUCCCCACACACAAGUCCACUGAAGGACAUCCGGGAGUUCCGUUACAAGAAGAAUGUGCACAGAAAGGACCGCCACGUCUUUGACCUGCCCAGCUCAGACGAUGCAGAAAGUGUGGAUGUCACAGAUGAGGAAGAUUCUGAAGAUGAAGUGUCAUCCAGAAAACAACUUCGUCUGGAAGGUCGCCCCAAAGUGCGGCGGAGCUUGCAGCCUAAGCAGCCCAAGGUGAAGGGUAAGUAUGCUGGUUUUACCGCCAGCAGGACAUUCUGGACCCCAAAGGAAGAGGAGGAGUUCUUUAAGGCAGUGCAAAAGUUCGGUGUGGGAAACUGGGCAACAGUCAAGGCCAAACUAAAGACGUUCAGGUCGGGGAUAGAUCUGAAGGAUAAGUGGCGGAAUUUGGACAGAUCUGGUAAAUUGAGGACUUUGACAAAGAACUUUGGAAAAGUUUUGUGAGAGAAAUAUUUUAAUGUCGAUAAGGAGGGAAAAGCUGAUUAGUUUUAUACAAGAGCAACUCGCAUCUACUUUUUUAGUGAAUGGCCCAUCAUCCUCCAACUGCUUCAGGUUUACUGUGUGAGAUGGUCAGUCUUUGCGUUUCUCAAUAAUAUAAGCUUCAAUCUUCAGGUUAGGUUUAGGCCAUGGGUGGUCAUCACUGUACUGAGUUGCGUCCUUGGUCAUGGCAGAAACCUAUGAUCGUGCGUUCGAAUCCUGGUUCACCAUGAUUAUGUUUCUAGGUUUGUCAGCACCAUACCCAUGCUCGUUGGUUUCACUGAAGUGGUAAACAUGUCUAAGAGUUGCAUUACUUUGGGCUUUCCUCCCACAUUAAGCUGACAUGCCGUGAUAUAACUGGAAUAUGGUUCCGGCCGGCCUUAAGCCCAACUUACAUGUUGAGAUUAACAUGAUUAGUAAUGGCGUCCUUGCUAUCCAGGGUGAGGUUGUACAAAGCGAUCUUAGCGCUAAGGUGAUCGUAACUUCCAUACCUUAACAUACACUUACCACAGUCGUAGCACUAAGGUUGUCUUGUACAACAGUACCCUGGUAUUCUGUCUGUAAGGAUCCUGGAGAGAGUUCAUGGAAUGAAAUAUUUGUAAGAAGCAAUGCAAUGAUAUGGGUACAACGACAUGCCUGAUGGGUGACGUUCCCAAAUUGCAUUGAUCGCUGCUCCUGUUGUCAACCUUGGGCUGCCAGAUGCAGACUCAUCAUGUACGAGAUAUGUCAUAUAUAUAUAUGUAAUAUUGCUAUUUGUAAUGAACACAGUCACUGACAAUGUGCAGGAUUGUGAUGACUCGACGAAAGAUGGAAACUGUCAAUGUAACGUAAGUUACCAUGGCGUGAUGACAAGUUGAAAUAUAAAUAUUUGACAUCAAUGCCAUCGAUGGUAUUGAUACACAAUACAGAAAUAAAAUUAUCCUUAAUCGUAUACUUCACCAUUCGUCUUGAUCCGAGCUACACCCAUCUUCCAGGGGCAAGAGAGUUAACUGACUUUAAAAGUCCAGUUUAAAAUGUGGGGAAUUAAACCCAGACCUUCAGCGUGAGGAGUGAACGCUUUAACCACAAGGCUACCCAACCACCCUUUAACAACAAGAAGUCUUAUGGGCUUUCAAAGUGUCAACACAAUGUAACAAAACCUACAUUAUGAUUAUGAUUGUGGGUUCGAAUCCCGGUUCACCCCGAUUAUGUUUCUAGGUUUGUCAGCACCAUACCCUUGCACGUGGGUUUCACUGAAGUGGUAAAUGUCUGAGACCUGCAUCACUUCAGGCUUUCCUCCCACUUUAAGCUGACAUGCCGCAAUAUGACUUGAAUACUGUUAAAAGCGGCGCUAAACCCAACUCACUCACUCACUCACUUUUCCAUUCAGCAACUUCAUCUUUGUCUUGUAUCAGGGUUAUUUUUAUUAAAUUAGGUUUCAUACGUGGGGAUGAAGUGUCAAGGAGACACAUUUGCAAUGAUACUCAUCUCCACCUCAUGGUUCAACAAGAUCAAGAAUGGAGGUUGUACAUGUAAUCUGCCAUCUGUUGCCCAAUUGGACAAUUGGUCUUAUUUCAGAGGAACUCCAGACUUGAGUGUGUUCAUAUUUGAUAACUAUAUUAAUAAAACAUUCCACUGAUUUUGGAUUUUGAUGAAGUGGUUAAUUAGGAGAUAAACCUGUGUUUUGAAAUUUGAUGUAGUCCCAAUGUGGAGUAGAUACCUCUUAUUUCAAUUUGGUGGCAUGAGCUUUCAAAUGUAUAAAUCAAGCAUUCUUCAAUGUCAUGGUAGAAUUUGGAAUAAUUGUAACUGUCCAGUGGUUAAAGUGUUCGCUCAUCACGCCGAGGACCCAGUUUCGAUUCCUUACAUGGGUACAAAAUGUGAAGCCCAUUUCUAGUGUCCCACUGCCGUGCUAUUGUUGGAAUAUUGCUAAAAGCGGCGUAAAACCAUACUCACUCACACAGUAUUUACAAAAGUAACUAUCACAAUGAAUUUGCAUACCAUUCUGACAUCAUCAGUCACCAUGACAUCACAAUCAAAUGACAUCACUAAUGUCUCUGCUACUGAAGCUGGUUAGCUGUACUUGUUACACUCAAGACACUGGUUAUUACUGGUUAGAAACUGAAAAUGUUUGAAGAAUGAUUUUGGAUGACAAAUAGAUAUCAAAUAUGCAUGUAUGAACACUCUUUGAUAAUCAACUUUAUUGACUAGUGUCAUACCCUUGGGUCAGAUAUUCUCUCUCUUACAAUCCUCCUCUUGACCUUGUUACAAAAUUGUCUCACUUCUGUCCGUGUCAUUUCUCGACCACAGGUAUGAACAAAAAAUGAUUCUGGAAUUGUUUCGCACACGCAUGGGAGAUAACUCUAAAUAUUUCAUCAUGUUUAAUGUUUUGCAUGUGACUUUACUUGCAGUAUUGAUUUGUAUUUAUUGUACUGUACCUUCGAAAAUGUGUCUUGUUAUUGGAUUGAUUUUGCUAGAACCAAAUUAUUUGAAACAAGACACUGUUGUUAUGGUAACUGACUUGACUGUGACUUCAGUUUAAAACUGCAGGCGGUUAUUACCGUAAUACUGCUAAAAGUGACGUAAAACCAUACUCACUCACUCACUCAUUCAAAUAUGCUGUGUAAAUUGUAAUUGUAAAGUUAUGGACAAGACUGACAGAUCAAAGUGACUAAUUAGUUACCAAGGCUAUUGAUAAAUUGUCUUGCUUGAAUGAAUAUUGUGCAUUCUUGAUAUAUUUUCAUAAGCAUCUAUGUGUUUGUUUACCUUUUGGAUACUGUUAAUUAAGACACACCAUUUCCUGUAUGUUGUGUUUACUGUAAUAAAGUUGUUGAUGAUAUCA